Molecule: messenger RNA, 846 nt
Organism: Ceutorhynchus assimilis (cabbage seed weevil)
Lineage: Eukaryota; Metazoa; Arthropoda; Insecta; Coleoptera; Curculionidae
Source: the annotation of a GenBank genome assembly
AUGGACCAGUCCGGAUGGUAUACGAAAAACGAGAUUGAUUUUAUUAUUACAGACAAAAAACGCAUAGUCACAGAUGUAACGAGCCUUAUAAAUAAAAAUAACAACAGGAAAUGGACCAAUAUAGAUGACGCUGAGGGAUAUCGAAAUACAAUAGAUAAAAAUCUGGAAGACCCUGAUUCAAUGAACAUCGAAGAUCUAAAUCGAAAUAUUGUGGAGUCAAUCAGCAUAGCCCAAAGUAAACACUGCUCGAAGCCUUCAGAAAAAGAAGAAAAACUGAAUUUAAAUACCAAACAGUUAAUGAAACCGAGGAGAAAAUUACUGAGGAAAUACCCACAAAACAAGGACGAGCUAAAACAACUAAAUAAGGAUAUAACAAAAGCUGCGAGGGCUAACAUUAUAAAAUUUAAUAAUAAAUGGAUCACUAAGGUCAUAGAAGAAAAUAAAAGCAUGAGGGUACUACGAAAUAAACUAAGCACAGGAAAGACCGAAAUAAUCAAAUUAGGAAAUGAAAGAGACUUCUAUACAAAUCUCUAUAGUAACGAACGCCAGAGAGAAAAACCGGAAAAUAUACCCCAUAUAUUAAAUCAGGGAUUAGAAGAAAUGCCACCGAUAAGCGAAGAAGAGGUCUCAAGGUCACUCUCAGAAAUGAAAAACAACAAAGCACCUUGCGAGGAUGGUGUUGUCGCAGAGGCUGUGAAACUAGGAGGAAAAAAGUUACUCAAAAUGAUAACUAAACUCUUUAAUAAAUGUCUUGACGAAGCAACAACCGCAGAGAUGUGGAACAAUGUCACCAUCAUUAUUAUAUUAUGCAUAAGAGAGGCAGCAUCACAGACUUGCAAACUAUAG